AUGAAGUUGGUGCAUAUGCUAGUGCUCCAGCUGGCAUCAUUUGGCUUGCUGAUAACAGUGCACCCCAUCCGUCGAGCAAGAAGCAAUGCCUUUGCCAUUGUUUCAACUACGAUCACAUUCAUUGCCAUGUCCAUCAACCAGGCUGUGGUUUCAUCUCUAAAUCUGUUUUACCUUUCAUGGGGGAACCGUGCAGAGGUCAGGGUGCAAGGCACGAGAAUUCAAGCGGGCGGGUUUCGAUGGAAAAUUAUCUGCUUGGAACUGCACAGCAAGUUAAACGACGUUAUCCGUCUUGACUUUGUCUCAUUCAUACAUAAUCUCUUGGACGUGACUGGUAUUGAUCGGAGAGUGGGCAAUGAUCCGUUAGUGGAUAAGGGAAGUUACCAGAAAGACAUGGUAGGACACGAUCGCACACAUAAAGAAAACCAAGUGAGAAAGGUGGAGGAGGGGGAGAAAGGGAAAGGACGGAAGUGAGCUAGUAAGUUGAAGGAA
Molecule: messenger RNA, 489 nt
Organism: Pisolithus orientalis
Lineage: Eukaryota; Fungi; Basidiomycota; Agaricomycetes; Boletales; Pisolithaceae
Exons: 6
Coding region: 1-471 (156 amino acids)
Source: RefSeq, a predicted model, not a curated record